AGGCACCACCUCCUUUUGUUUUGCAGCUGCUAUUGCUGCUGGCUGGACUUCCUGUUGACACCGUAAUGUUUAGGAAAGUGCUGAAAGGUAGAUACGCUAUCUAUUUAUACCGAUGCGGUUUUAUCUCAACAAGUAGAAAGUAAACACACGUAAAGCGUCUGUGACUGAAAAAUAAAAGGAAAACUACUGAGGCCGCUGGCUGGAAUUGUUUGUCCUGUGUCUUGUUCUUCCCAACUGGAGUGUGUACUGUAUGGCUGCACUGUGUUUCCAGGAACUGAAGGUGUUCACUCAGCGAGGCUCGAUUUAAUGACUGAUGUCCUCGGAUAGCUUGGGUUGAGCAGGAUUUGAUUUUAUAUGCCCCUUGUUUUGUGAUUUCUCUGCUAAUGGCUGAAGCCUGGGUGGAAGAAGAAGAAGAGGAGGAGCUGCGAGAUCUCCGGGAACCCGGGAAUAGACGGAGCAGGAGAGUGCACAUGAACCCAGCCACAGAUCGCUCUGAAAGAAAUAAACCGGAUCAGCGCCUCCCUAGUCAAGGACCUCUCUCCUCCAUACGGGCUGCCAUCAAAAGAUCAGGUUCAACCAGAGUUAAUUCUCCAAGCGAACAGCAGAGAGAUAGAAGGCGGCCGGAGAUCAGAAUCUUGGCUGUGGAGCCCCUCGGGCCGGCAACUUGGUUUCCAGGGGCUCCUGGAGGCUGUGGUGGUUCAGCAGCUCUCGGCUUUCCGCCCCCUGCCAAUUCUCACGGCCUCUGGGGGGGCAGCGUUCCUACAUCAGCUCAGCCACCGUCAUAUGACCAGGUAAUCAGAGAGAUUACACAUGAGCAGGUUCCCACGACAGCCACCAAUGCCCCCCCUCAGCCGUCAGCUGUGACUAUCUCAACGCAGACUGACUUUGAUGAGGCUGCCGAGAGCUCAGCCUCAGGAAGUGAUGUAAAUAGCCAGGCAGCUCAGAGUGAGCCUGUUCCUGCUGCUGUGAGAAGACCGCUCAAACCCCCAAGGCCAUCUGUGCGGCCAUCGACUAUUAAACAUUCCCUCAUAUCGAGAGAAUCUCCCCUCUCUCCCAGUGAGCAUCUGCUUGUCCCUGAAUUUUCUACUGACCCUAGUGAGUGUCAGGUUGUCCACACAAACGCUGUCUCUCAACCUCUGAUUAUCCCCAACGAACCACCGAUUGUCCCCAGCAAGCCACUGCUUGUUCCUGUAUCCUCGACUGUCCCUAGCGAGUGUCCGGUUGUCCACACAAACACUGUCUCUCAGCCUCCGUUUGUCCCCACGGAGUCCUCAGCUGUCCCCACUGAAUCUGCAUCUGUUCCUACUGAGUCUGCUGUUGUCCCAGUUGAGCCUGGCUUAGUGCUAGAACCAGCAGCCAAGGAGAGUGUGAUAAGACGUCCAGUGCCAAAGCCUCGGUCGAUGAUCAACUUGAAACCUAAAGCCAAAGAAGUACAGGUUGAGACAUUGGUGGAACUUAAAGAAGAUGAUGAUGAAAAUAGUAAGGUUUUGCCUAACAGUGUAGAACAAUCAACUGCUACUCAUCUGCAGGAGCUUUUAGAGGCUUUUUAUCCAGAAGACCAAAGUUAUACAGACAGUAUGAAUACCUACGGCAGCCAAAGAAAUAUCCGUGCUAGAAUACAGGCCUUCGAGUCCCAAAGCAGCACAGACAUCAGUGAUGGGGAGCUUUCGAAGAGACCAGAAAUCCCGCUCCGCACGCUAGCUCAAAAGCCCCCUGUGACAGCCUGUAGACCAUCUUUAGCCCCCAAACCUGUUAAUAGAGGAUCAGGGGAAUGGGAGACUUUGACAGAAUCGAAACCUGAUCUUGCCAUCAAGAAUGACCCUGUUUUUAUACUACCAAAGCUGCAGGGAACGCAGUUGCCUUUUGGUGGUAAACCAGAACCUCCCAAGAAACCCAUAUCCAAUUUUAUAAGUGAAAUAAAUAAUAGGAAUGACUUUGGGGACGAGUCAGGUUCUAGCAUUGUAAAUAAACUGCAGAACGAAAAAAAGAAGACUCCAGUCCCGGUCCCAAGACCAAAGUUAACCAAAGUAAAUGCCCUCCUUGAAAAUACGGACUUGACUGAACAACCAGUGGUGCCAGCUCCUCGACGCUCUCUUUUUGAAAGGGCUAAAGCCUUUGGGGCCCCAGAUGAAGCACCGGAAGUCAGUCGCCCCACUCCUCCACUGCAACAAGCGAAUUCAGGCCUUGACUUCAACAGCUUCGAUAACCAAAUCACACCGGCAGUGGUACCAGUUCCUAGGGCCUCUAUUUCUGAAAGGGCUAAAGCCUUUGGGGCCCCAGAUGAAGGACCAGAAGUCAGUCGCCCCACUCCUCCACUGCAACAAGCGAAUUCAGGCCUUGACUUCAAUGACUUCAAAAACCAAACCACACCGGCAUUACUUAGCUGGGACAGUGCAGAGAACAAAAGCUCAGAAGACACUGAUUUGUAUUUCUCCAAACUGGAAACAGCAAAUAAUGUGCCAAACCGCCAGAGCGUACAACGUAAACCUACAAUGAUUAGAAUCGGCAAACCACCAAACAGAUACCCCAAUGAUGUGGAUUGCCAGGCCGUUCCCCCCCUUCCUGCUUAUGGUCCUGUGGGUGGCUUUACUGGGUCCAAACCCAAGAAGCCCACCAUCGUCUCAAGAGCAGCAGGACUGGAAUCCGGGAUUUCAAUUGGGGGAGGAAAUUCAUUGGCUCGGCCACUCAUGCCAAGCAGACCCAGGGAAGCAAAGGUCCUUCCAAAUCGGCCCCCUCCAGCUAAGGGGGGUCCCAAAAGGCCUCCACCUCCCAAGAUUUCAGCUCAGCCCCCAUCUGUCCGCCGCUCCUCCUCUAUGGUUGGACUCCACUCUGCUGGGUCCAAGCGUCCACAGAGCAUGGUGUUACCAAAAAGGGGACCUGUGCUUCCUGCCAGACCUGGCCCGGGCCACCCCCUCUAUAACAACUAUACACUUGCAGUACCCCAUGGAAUUGCAGAAUGUGACUAUAUGUCUAGGAUCCCAGGAGAGCUGUCUUUCCAGAAGAAUGAGGUUCUGGUGCUGCUGCAGCAGAUCGACAGAAACAGUUACGAGUGCCAAGUAGGAGAUGAGAAGGGGAAAGUAUUCCAGUCUCGCAUGAAGAUUAUCACUCCGCUGAAUACGGACACAGGCUACACUGGAACACUUAAGAAGUCAUUUAGUGUUGGCAGACUUGAUGGAAGUAGCAGUGGUCUUCAAGGCAGAGUACUACAUGACUUUGCCGCAGAACACCCAGAUGAGCUGAUGCUGAGGGCUGGGGACACUGUGACCCAGCUGGAGAAAGUGGACGCAGCUUGGUACCACGGGACGUGUCGGGGCCACAGUGGGAUAUUCCCUGUGGACUUCGUUGAAGUGGAUGUUCCAGCAGCAUCCAAUGGAAAGAAAGCCAGCCCUUUUCCUGCCUCCAUCAGUGGUCCAAGAUGUGUAGCCCGGUUUGAUUUCGAAGGGGAGCAUGCAGAUGAGCUGACCUUCUUCGAAGGUGAUGUGAUUAAACUGAAGGAGUCAGUGGGCGAGGAGUGGGCCCGGGGAGAAGUGAACGGUCAGACUGGAAUUUUCCCCCUGAACUUUGUUGAAAUUGUGGAGGGCCUGCCCCCUGCCUCUCAACAGCAGUUGGGCCAGAAUAAACCCCAUAUUUCAGAUAUAAAUCAAAACAGUUUGGGAGAAAUAAAACAAACAUCACCCUUUGUCACAUCAUUCAAGGCCAGACCAGAGGUUGCUAGACCCAACCAGUGGUGUGAAGCGUUUUACGACUUUGCGGGCCAGACGAAUGAAGACCUGUCUUUCCUCAAGGGGGAUCGGAUACUGAUUACUGAGAAAGUUGACUCGGACUGGUACAGAGGGAGGCUAAACGGCAAAGAGGGGAUCUUCCCAGCUAUCUUUGUCGAAGGGCCCGCAGAGACAGUUGUUGGAGUGAAUCCUCAGCUUGGAGGGAGUAAAAAGGGGAAAGCUAAAGCAUUGUUUGACUUUGUUUCCGAGAGUGAAGAGGAGCUGUCCUUCAGGACAGGAGAUGUAAUUACAGUGCUGGAGUCAAUAGAUGCUGAAUGGUUCUGCGGAGAGUUGCAUGGUACAUGUGGCCUGUUCCCCAAGAACUAUGUCCAAGUGCUGCAAGAACCGUGAAGAUAUACUCAAACAUUUGGUCAGUCUGGAACUUGAACUAUUUUAAUACAGAAAGUUUCAUUUUAGUUGACCUACCUUUUAAGACGAGUAAUGGAUGGAGCAAUAUUUACUUUGCAACUGUGUGCCUUACAGGAGAAUCCAGCCUUUCUUUUACAAUGUGCCUUAUUUCAAUUGACUAAAUAAAAGUUUUGUCAGUGUGGGUCUUGUUGGCAGCCAUUUUUGUAAUUUACAUCGAAUCUGAAAAUGCUUUUUUGUGCAAUGUGCGUAAAUAUUAAUAUUUGUUUUCUCUUCUGACUAUUUGCUUUUCUGAAUACAAGGCUUUUAAUAGCAAAAUAGUGUAAUGUAAAAUGCAGUAACAUUUAAAUAAAACAGCUAACCAAGA
Messenger RNA from Polyodon spathula (Mississippi paddlefish), 4494 nucleotides. RefSeq lists its product as uncharacterized. The record is from RefSeq and is a predicted model, not a curated record. NCBI's taxonomy places the organism in Eukaryota, Metazoa, Chordata, Actinopteri, Acipenseriformes, Polyodontidae. The transcript is spliced from 21 exons. The coding region runs from base 384 to 4112 and encodes 1242 amino acids. Gene Ontology annotation, molecular function: protein binding.